Orbilia oligospora ATCC 24927 is the source of this 825-nucleotide messenger RNA. RefSeq lists its product as uncharacterized. The record is from RefSeq and is a predicted model, not a curated record. The transcript has 3 exons. Lineage: Eukaryota; Fungi; Ascomycota; Orbiliomycetes; Orbiliales; Orbiliaceae. Bases 1 to 825 code for a protein of 274 amino acids.
AUGAAGGCAUCUACUCUCAUUAUUGCUGCUACUGCAGCUAUUGCUUCCGCUCAAGAGUAUUUCGAUACGACUACCACAUCGACAUCGACCUCUUACACCACAGUCACAAUUUAUAAUACUCGAACUACUACCACCUGUAUUACCACUGUGACCUCUACUGGAUAUGCCCCCGACACAAUCGUCACUCCAGAGCCAUACUCGACCAGCGUCAGCACUUUGCCAGUCUCUGAAGUCUCGACCUCUUAUCUCCCAGUCCCAGAAACAACUUCCUCGUCUGUUUGGUCUUCAUCUUCUACUACAACAAGCGAAUCGUCAUCGACGACUUCGACAUCAGUUGGAGAGGUCUCUACUACCUCAUCCACGUCGACCAGUACCGAGACGACCUCGACUCCUGUAUAUUAUGCUCCGACAACAUCUAUUGUGUCGACAACAUCUAGCAGUUCCAGUUCUUCCAGCACUUCUUCUUCUUCUUGGACCAGUUCUUCUAGCGUUGUUUCUACAAGCAUUGCUUCUUCUACUAGCGUGGCUCCUUCCAGCACUUCUGUUUCUUCGGAGAGCGUUUAUGUUCCUCCUACAACUUCUUCCUGGACUACUGUUAUCAAGACAACCAAGGCUCCAACAACUACUUACACUUCUGCUCCUCAGUCUACGACCACCUUCGCGACUUAUACCGUUCCAUCAAGCAACGGUACUGGAAACGCCACGACUACCAGCACUCCACCACCACCGCCAACUCCAUACCCCGGUGCUGCUUCUUCGGUUUCAACUUCUUGGGUCCUCGCCUCGGUAGCAGGCCUUGUCGCCGUUGUCGCCGCUUCCCUCUAA